CAGUGGCACAAUUUGAGAGAUCGCUACAGUGGAUCAUGUUGGCCGGGGACUAACAGCGCGGUUAAUUGGUGCGCUAAAUUGGGAAAAUUGCAGUUUGUUUGCGCUAUAUCAUUAGUCCUUUAGAUUUAAUUCUCGGGGCUACCGGUGGCAGCUUGGAGAGCCUGCCCCGGUUUAAAACCCGAAAUAGUCGCUGUCAGGAGGACUACUGUUGUGUUGAUGUCAUCCGCGGCAGUGGAGCUGUAGCGACCUUCAGUUUUAACACCGGACCAGGAUAAACAAAGACACUCGUGGCUGUGGUUUUAUGCUCGCGUUUGCUGUUGCUGCAGCAGUUUCUAAACCGAGGAUGGGACUUGUGUCGCGGUGUUUCGUGGCGUUUUCCCUGUGCACUUUAGCAGCCGGGUCAGAUUUUCUGCGGGACCCACAUCCCGCCGGACGGUCGCGUUUUGAGAGGAGUUCAAACAUUGCGGGGAAAGCGGCGGAGAUCGUCAAGAGGUCUCUGCCUGACUGGCUGGCUCCUGCACAGUCACAACACAGGAUUCAGAGGAGAAGCAUCGACCAAAGCGAUUCCUGCAACGCUCUGCAUGGAUACGAGGCCAAGUUAGAUGCCAACACCCACAGUUACACCCUCAAAGAUUUGAGUGGGUCCGUGUCUCUGGCCUGGGUUGGAGAUGGCACUGGGGUUAUCCUCGCACUGACAACAUUUCAAGUCCCAUUUUUCAUGAUCCGGUUGGGACAGUCCAAACUUUAUCGCAGUGAGGACUAUGGCAAAUCCUUUGAAGAUGUGACUGAGUUAAUAAACAGCACCUUUAUCCGCUCCGAGUUUGGGAUUGCAAUUGGUCCAGAAAACUCAGGAAAAGUGAUACUGACAGCAGAAGUAUCAGAGACACUGCAGGCUCGUAUUUUUGUGUCCAGUGACUUUGGGAAGAGCUUCUCUCACCAUGACCUGCCCUUCAUUCCCCUCAUGCAGAUUUCAUACAAUCCGGAGAACUCCAGUGUGCUUGUCGUUCUCAGCAACAAAAAUGCACUGUGGCUGUCAAAAGAUUUUGGCAGCAGCUGGACUAAGAUCCACGACACGGUAUGCUUGGUCAAAUGGGGUGCCAAAAGUAACAUCUUUUUCACAACAAACCCUAAUGGCUCAUGCAGUGACCGGGGGAUGUUGGACCUAAAGAGGACCACAGAUUAUGGGAAAACUAUCAAGACCGUGGCUCAUAAGAUUUACUCGUUUGGUCUUGGAGGGCGCUUUCUCUUCGCCUCGGUGAUGACGGGGAAGGGCACAUUGAGGAUUAUCCAUGUUUCGGUGGACCAUGGAGAGACAUGGAACAUGGCCCAACUGCCCCCUGUUGGUCACGAACAGUUUUACUCCAUUUUAGCCGCUAACGAUGAUAUGGUUUUCAUGCAUGUUGAUGAGCCGGGAGAAACUGGAUUUGGUACUAUUUACGUUUCUGAUGAUCGUGGUACUGUGUACUCGAAGUCUCUGGAACGCCACCUCUACACAAACAGAGGGGGCGACACUGACUUCACCAAUGUCACAUCACUACGAGGAGUCUUCAUUACCAGCAUUUUGGCAGAAGAUAACUCUGUGCAGUCUGUGGUGUCCUUCGAUCAGGGCGGUGAAUGGGUCCCACUACGGCAACCUGCCAACACCAAGUGUGACGCGACAGCCAAAGAUCCCGACAAGUGCAGUCUCCACCUUCACGCAGCAUACAGCAUCGCCAUGAGACUCAACGUCCCCAUGCUGCCUCUGUCUGAGCCCAAUGCAGUCGGUCUCAUCCUGGCUCAUGGCAGUGUGGGUGAUGCCAUUUCCAUCAUGAAGCCUGAUGUCUAUGUGUCUGAUGAUGGGGGCUACAGCUGGAUCAAAGCUCUGGAUGGACCUCAUCACUACGCCAUCCUGGACUCUGGGGGUCUGUUGGUCGCUGUGGAACACAAAUCCAAUGAGCCCAUCAACAUUAUCAAAUUCUCCACAGAUGAAGGGCAGUGCUGGCACGAGUACAACUUCACCAAAGAGCCCAUCUUCUUCACAGGGCUGGCCUCUGAACCUGGGGCCCGCUCCAUGAAUGUCAGUCUGUGGGGAUACAAGGAAACGUUCCUGGCCCAAUACUGGAUCUCCAUCACCAUCGACUUCAGGGAACUGCUCACCAGAGACUGUGGUGAGUCGGACUAUGUGCAGUGGCUGGCUCAUUCUGAUGACAUCAGUGACCCAAAUGAUGGCUGCAUGCUCGGGUUCAAGGAGGAGUUUCAGCGUAUGAGAAAGGACUCGGUUUGUUGGAACGGACGAGAUUAUGUUAUCACCAAACAGCCCAUCCCCUGUGCCUGUACCCUGGACGACUUCCUCUGUGACUUUGGAUAUUUUCGUCAGGAGAACAGCUCUGAGUGUGUGGAGCAGCCAGAUUUGAAGGGAAAAGUUCUGGAGUUUUGUCUUCAUGGCAGAGAAGAGCAGCUACAGACCAAAGGAUACCGAAAAAUCCCUGGUGACAAAUGUGAAGGAGGACAGAUGCCUGAGCGAAAAGAGAUUGACCUGCGACAGCACUGCGUCAGUGACCUGGUUGAGCCCUCACAAGUCAACUCACUGGUUUCCAGUUCAUCCAAAUCAAUGCCUGCUGUGAUCACCUUUAUUGUCAUUAUUAUGCUGCUGAGCGUCGUGGCUGGAGUCCUCUUCAUCAAGAAAUACGUCUGUGGAGGAAGAUUCCUGGUGCACAGAUACUCAGUACUCCGGCAGCACGCAGCAGAGAACGGUGACCUGGACGAGCCUUUGGAGACCAACCACACACGUAACGGCAAGAUCGAAUUUCACGAUGAUUCAGAUGAGGAUCUGCUUGAAUAGCUGGUGUAACCUGUGCUUCAGCUGAGCUCCAUGUUACCGGGCCUUCCUCCCUGGGGCAGCCUCUCUGUCUUCAGCCUUCUCUCUUUCACCUUUAGUGUGCUGCAGCCGGGGACAAACAAAGGGCCACUGAUGUCAUCUCCAAAUAUGAAUGUACAAAGGCGCCCGGGACAGAGGCCAGAGGGACACAAUACUGGAGGAUCUGAAGUACUCGUGUUUCUCUUCAAUUUCUGAUUCUGUUGAUUGAGUUAUUUAUUGUAGGGUCUUAAGCAGAAAUCUGAUCUGUGAGCAGAGCUCGGCCUUUGGGUUAGAUGUGAUGGUUCUUAUGGGACAUGCCUGUUGAAGACACUGGUUUAUGGCACUUGUAAAUAAACUUUUUUUUGCUUUUUCUGUUGUGAUACAGGAACAUCAUGUUGAAAGAUGGGUCAACUCCAUUAGGGUUGCACCAUGAGAGUAGUACAUGUUUUAUGCAGUAUGAUUGGAAAUAUUUUGAUAACAUUUUGGCAUGGGGUUUGGGUACCAAAUGAUGACAACAAUACAUUGAUUUUGGUUCUUUAAAAUCACUUGCAAAAAUAUUAAAAAACACAGUUACUUUUGCAGUAUAAAUAAUCUCUAGCAACACUGAGUUUACCAUUAGUUCUGUAAAACAUUUCCAGCCCAUUUCCCAAUUCUUUUAAAGUCACAGUGUGUAACUUUUUAGCCAAAUAUAGACUAAAAUAAAACUAUGUCCUUAUUUUGGUUGUUUAUUGCACUAAAAACUAUAAACCUGCAUCUUGGUUGUUUCCAUGGAAACGCUGCUAUUUUGGCUGUAAUCUGCCACAGUAUGGCACAAACCAUAUCUAUCUCCAUGGAGAAUAUUCAGAAGCAUGGUUUUAACUUUCUGUUUCCUUUGAAUCAUCAUCAAAAAGUUACAUACUGUAGCUUUAAGUAGUAUUAAACAUUUGAAGCCAAGAGUGUGUUAGUCUCUGGUUUUCAUCCCCAUUUAUUUUAUUGAUGAGACAUUUUGUUAAGGGUAAACUACCUUUUUGCACCAACUUUAAGAGCAAUAACAUUUUCCCAUAAAUUAACUUGUUUUCUACAUUUUUUGAGCCAUUUAAAUUAUUAUUUUCUCAAAGCAGAAACCCAGUUGUGACCAUAUUCAUCUUUUAAAAAAAAUGUAAAUGUUGUUUGUGACCCAAGCUUUUUCCAGCAUUUUGUAUACCAAAUUUAUGUAAAAUGUGAGGUUCAGUUGCUAGAGGAAAUGCAAUAUUUGUAGUUAAUCAAAUAUUUUUACAACAACGACAAUGAGAGAAAAGCACAAAAACAUUACGCAGAAGUUAGUUUAUUUAGUCUGGCUAAUAAUUUUUGAAUAGGCCUUGAGAUUUUUUAUUUUUUGAAGGAAUGACAAAUGAUGUAGAGAUCUGAAUCUGUCAGUGUCACUCGUAUUGUUGUUAUGUGUCUGUCGUCUUCGGGUUUAAUUUAUUACAAAGAGGUAAAGAGUGCAGUGAAUCGUUUAAUGAGGUUGUGAAGAAGUGCCUGUUGUGUGGAUACUUUCAGUUUGUAGCUUGAGUUUAAUGUAAUUCGUCAUGUCUUGCUGCUCUUGUCUAAAUGAGACAACAUAAAGAAUUUCCUGGCUUCCGACAAUAAAUGCAUGUUAAUUUUAAAUGUUUUAAAUUUACACUGAAAUUGAAACUGUGCUCAGAUGAUCUUGAUUGAAUACAGGGUUAUAUGUAAUUAGCUGCUAGACACUGGAUGCCUCUUUGUGAAACCAUUUUAAACGCUUGUUGCAUUUUGUGAAAUUACUACGUCUUUUCUUACAGUUUGAGAUCUGUAUAAAUUUGCUUUUCUGGUUAUGUAAAUAUUCAAGUUACAACUUUGUAUCUGCUGUUUCUCUCCAUUUUUCUUUACAGUUUUAAAUAAAUUCACAUUCCUGUAA
This is a messenger RNA of Boleophthalmus pectinirostris (great blue-spotted mudskipper), 4733 nucleotides long. RefSeq names its product sortilin 1b (gene sort1b). Bases 302 to 2821 code for a protein of 839 amino acids. The transcript is spliced from 20 exons. The record is from RefSeq and is a predicted model, not a curated record. Gene Ontology annotation, cellular component: membrane; Golgi apparatus. Gene Ontology annotation, biological process: endocytosis; Golgi to endosome transport; vesicle organization. NCBI's taxonomy places the organism in Eukaryota, Metazoa, Chordata, Actinopteri, Gobiiformes, Gobiidae. Gene Ontology annotation, molecular function: protein binding.